AUGAAUAAAAUCCUAAUAUUUUUAUUCAUUUUCGUUUUCAUUAUUUAUUUCGCGCUAUUUUCAAAAUCUAUAAACUUGAAACAAAAUUCAAGAAAUAUUCAAAAAUUAAUUGAAAACGAAACUGAUGAUUGGAAUAUUUGCCAUUUUCCAAAAUAUGAUGCAUGGGAUGAUGAAAUUAUGAAGGUUGGUUUGGAAAUUUUUCAGAUUUUUUUGAAUAUAAAAUAUGAUUUACUUAAGUUCAUUGAUCCGGAUUCGAAUUCAAUUAAAAAUUGCGACAAGAACUUCGAAAUUUUGACUGAAUUGAAGAAUUCUACUUGGUCUUCUUCUACUUCUUUUAUGAAUGAAGAAAAUUGUCGAGCAAGGUGAAUUUUAAUUAAGGAAACACCCUUAAGGUCAUUUCGAAAUGUUUCCAUGCAUAUUUCGGUUAAAAAAAACAAAAUUUCCACUGAAAAAACCAAUUUUCUUCUCAAAAAUAUUUAAUCUCAGUGUUUAUAUUUCUUAAUUUUAUUUUUUGCAUACCCAGAAAACAGUUUUUCCAUGCAAAUUCUCAGUUUCCCCGCGAAAAAAUAAAAAAAAUGCGAAAAAAUAAAAAGAAAACAACGAUACUCCGCGUUGACGUUGCCAGCGCGCGCGGUUUGAAUUUGUGUUUUUUUUUCGUUUUUCAAAAAACUUCCAUAUUUCAGCGAAAACUCAUCGAAAUGUUUUGAAUUUUUGCACCGAACUAGACUAUAGUUAAACUAAGCUAAAUAUAUUUCAGAUGUCAUAGAUUCAAAUCAGAAACGGAAAAUUCGGUAGAUAAUUGGACAAAUCAAACAGGCCCGGUUGAUUGUGAAAUUUUGGAAACUGUUUGUUCGGAUGAAAAUGGUACAGAUAUUUAUGGAUGGUUGCAUAGUCAGAUUAUUGAAACGUAAUUUUUUCCGGAAUUUUUAUGAAGUUUUCAGUAAAACCCUUUUUUAGACCUUUGGAACCACCGAAGAUGAAUAUUUCCGGAUUAAAACAAUUCGAUGUGGUUGUAAUAAUGAUUGAUUCAUUAUCAUAUACACAAGCAAUUCGAUCAUUACCAAGAACCCUUUCAUAUUUCAAAAAUCAUUUAAAAGCUGUCGAAUUUCCAUAUAUGAAUAAAGUUGGUGAAAAUAGUCGACCAAAUGGUGCUGCUUUAUGGUUUGGAAAAUCAAUGUUGAAAUUAGAUCGAAGUUUUUUUAAAGAACCGAUUAUUAAAGAAGAUUGGAAUGAUGAUUAUUUUUGUGAUGUUUUUAAAGAUAAUGAAACUCAUUUAUUCAGAGAAUUCAAAGAAUAUGGAUAUAAAACAAUGUUAGCUGAAGAUUGGGCUGCUGGACUUAUGACUUAUCCAAAUUGCAAAGGAUUUAGGCAUCAACCAAGUGAUCAUUAUAUGAAACCAUUUCAAAAUGCCUAUGAAAAAUAUGGGGAAAAUUUGACGAAGAAACAUUUGAAAGGAAAAUUUUGUAGAGAACAUCAUCACUCACUUUUAGAUUAUCUACAACAAUUUCAAAAUUCUUAUGAAAAUAUUCGAAAAUUUAGCUGGAUUUGGGCAAUUGAACUUGGUCAUUAUUAUCAGAAUUCAAUUUUCCAUGCAGACAGGGAUUUUCAUAAAUAUUUGAUGGAAAAUCGUGCAAAACUCGAGAAUUCUUUUGUAUUUUUAAUGGCUGAUCAUGGAUUUCGAUAUGGAGAUAUUCUGGAUACAAAAUUGGGGCGAAUUGAGAAAAAUAAUCCGCUGACAGCGAUUUCGAUUCCGAAAGAAUUACGAGAAACUACAGAGAUUUUGGAAAUUAUGCGAGAAAAUUCGAGGAAUUUACAAACACAUUAUGAUACAAGAGCCACGUUUUUGGAUAUUUUAAAGGUAGGUUUUGAAGAAAUUUGGGUCUGAAAAUGAUUUUUUUGACAAUUUGGCGACUGCAAAUUAUUUAUUGAACAUUUUGCGGUCUGCAAAUAAAACGCCAGCUAGCUCAGUGGUAACACCCUUGUUUUUGAAUCAGAGGGUGGCGGGUUCGAUCCCCCAUGCAACCUAUUUGUUUUUUUUUAUUUUUUUAAAUUUUUUUUUUCAGUAUCAAUCAAAAUCUGGAUUUUCCCAAACCCAACCGCUAAACAUUCCCGGAGAAAAAGGAAAUUCACUUCUUCGACACCAGCCAAAAGAUUUUCGAAAUUGUCAAACUUUGCCUAUCCCAAAGGAAUUUUGUAUUUGUCAAUUUGAAACUUUUGAAGCAGACAAGUCAGUUUUUUCUUCAUUAGAACCAAAAAAAAUGAGAAUUUUCAGCACUACAAAAUUAGCUAGAAAUGUUGGUUCAAAAGUUAUCGAAGAGGUGAAUUUGAAAUUGAAUGAAAGUGGGUUUUCGGAAAAAUGUGUUGAAAUGCAAUUGGAAAAUGUGACAUCUUUGAUACAAUACAAAAAUCAAUACAAAGGUUCAAUAUUAUAUACAGUAACAGUUUUGGCGAAAAAACCAAGUGAAGCGAUUUUUAAAGCGAAUAUUAUUGUGAAUAAAGAUUCAGAUAUGGAAUUAUUAGGAAUUAUUGAACGAGUUUCGAAAUAUGGAAAAACUGCAGAUUGUAUUGAAUCGGAAAUACAUCGACCAUAUUGUUAUUGUCGCGAACAGAAAUAA
This is a messenger RNA of Caenorhabditis angaria, 2615 nucleotides long. Lineage: Eukaryota; Metazoa; Nematoda; Chromadorea; Rhabditida; Rhabditidae. The record is from the annotation of a GenBank genome assembly.